CAGUUGAAGUUGUGCUCUCUUAUUGUUUGGUUGGUGCGGUGGAAGCUUGAAAGUUCUUUUAUUAUUUAACAAUAAUUUUGAAAAAAAAAUUUUAAUUUUAAAAAAAUUUUAAAAUUUUGCAUUUCCUCAAAAAACGCAGCUGAAAUAUAAUUUUUAAUAAUUUUAUAUAUUUUAUUUAAAACGAAACAAACAUGUGCAACAUUAGGAAUGCAUCAUCGGCUCUACAAAAAUUAUUCGUUUUUGGCGCUUUGAAAUAUGGACAACCCAGUCAUUCCAUUUUGGCAAGCUCUGGUAAUGGAUAUGCCAAAUUUUGGUGCCGUGCCACAACCGCUGAAAAGCUACCUCUUGUGAUUGCCACACGCUACAACAUUCCAUUUUUGUUGAACAAACCCGGCGUUGGCUAUUAUGUCACUGGUGAAAUUUACGAAGUUGACAAUAAAAUGCUGGACAGUCUAGAUAGUCUAGAAGAUUGUCAGGAUAUAUUUACACGUGAAAUGCAUGACAUGAACAUUGGUGUCGGAGAAGGUACUGUUCCUUGCUGGGUCUACUUAUUGCAUAAAUAUCCAGAAAAAUUACUUUCUUUACCGUACUUGGCUCGUUAUGAGAAUACACCUGCUCAGCCUUAUGUAUUGAGAAAUCGCCGAUCACAUAAACAUCCUGCACAGGAAGAUCUCUCAUAUACAGACACUGCCUCCGUUUAACGGAAACCAUUCAAAGAAACAUCAACUAAGAGAACUACUAACUUUGGCUUCCAGUUAUUAUUGCAUUUAAAUAAAAAUCAUUUUGUAUAUAUAAAGAUUUGACAUUAUUGUCAU
This is a messenger RNA of Teleopsis dalmanni, 815 nucleotides long. RefSeq names its product troponin C-akin-1 protein-like. The record is from RefSeq and is a predicted model, not a curated record. Gene Ontology annotation, molecular function: gamma-glutamylaminecyclotransferase activity. The transcript has 3 exons. Lineage: Eukaryota; Metazoa; Arthropoda; Insecta; Diptera; Diopsidae. Bases 192 to 701 code for a protein of 169 amino acids.